Sungouiella intermedia is the source of this 1581-nucleotide messenger RNA. The record is from the annotation of a GenBank genome assembly. Lineage: Eukaryota; Fungi; Ascomycota; Pichiomycetes; Serinales; Metschnikowiaceae.
AUGAGCGCUAUUCUCUCAGCAGACGAUCUAAACGAUUUUAUUUCGCCGGGAUUGGCGUGUAUCAAGCCUGUGGAAACACUCCCUGUUCCUGAGGCUGGUGAGGUGGAGAUCCAGAUCGAUGAAAAUGGAAAUCCACUUGAGAUCUCCAAAAUCGACGGUAAAGUCGCCGCUCUCCUGCCUGCUCAGAUCUCCUUGGCUGACUGUUUGGCCUGUUCGGGAUGUAUCACUUCUGCUGAAGAGGUUUUAGUGGCUCAGCACUCGCAUGAUCAGCUUUUAAAAGCCCUUAAAGAAGGUCACAAAAUGUUUGUGGCUAGUAUCUCUCAUCAGUCUCGAGCAUCUUUGGCUCACGCAUACGGAUUUUCUGUCGAGACGAUAGAUCGUGUUCUCAUUGACUUCUUUGGCAGAUUGGGAUUCAAAUAUGUCGUGGGCACUGCUUUGGGACGCAAACUUUCUUUACUUGAAGAAGCUCAAGGCAUGAUAGCUAGAAAGCAGAACUCAGAGAAUGACACCGCCCCUGUGUUGUCGUCAGUGUGCCCGGGAUGGGUUCUCUAUGCCGAAAAGACCCAUCCCUAUGUGCUUCCAUAUAUGUCGAAGGUAAAAUCUGCCCAGCAGAUCACCGGAUGCAUCUUGAAGACUUUGGCUGCUAAAGAUUUGGGUGUUUCUCGUGACCAGAUAUACCACCUCUCAAUCAUGCCAUGUUUCGAUAAGAAACUUGAAAGUGCUCGACCUGAACUGACUCUGAUUGGCGAAUCGGACUCUCCUGACGUGGAUUGUGUACUCACUGCCAAAGAGUUGAUUAAUCUUGUUGACCAGCUGGCGUACCUGCUUCUUCCCGAAAAUGGCGUGGAAUCACUUGAUAACUCUCCAAUCAACUCUAUCUACGAGUCCUGUGCUCCACCCUCCUGGCCAUUUAAGGAGCUCUCAUGGUACAAUGAUUCUGGAUCUCAGUCUGGUGGAUAUGCAUACAAUUACCUUCAAAUGACCAGAAACCACUUGUUGGGAGUUAACCCUGGAGCUUCUGCUGACGAGUACACCAUUGUCAACGUAGAGGGCCGUAAUUCUGACGUGUUCGAACUUCGCCUUAUGCACGGUGAGGUAAAGGUGGCCAGUGCUGCAGUUGUUAAUGGAUUCCGGAACAUUCAGAACUUGGUACGGAAACUCAAACCUACGCCAGGGAAGACCACCAAAUCGAACCCUUUAGCAGCCAGAAGGCGUGCUCGUGUGGCCAAAUCUGCAUCUGCUAGCCCCGCCCCGGAGGAGGCUGCUGAUGCUUCAAAAUGUGACUAUGUGGAGAUCAUGGCGUGCCCUGGUGGCUGUAUUAAUGGAGGAGGACAAAUUUCUCCAGCAGACCAGGCACAAGAAAAGGAAUGGUUGAAUGAGGUCAAGGAUGUUUACAACGAAAUUGGCUUGGUCGACUUGACGAGUGUCAACAGUGGUGGCUUGGAAGAGGCAUUGACAUCGUGGGCCAAUGGAUUCUGCACCGAGGCAGCCAUUCCAGAAACUCGACUUUACUCUACUCAUUUCAAUGAGGUAGAGAAACCCUCUGACCCCAAUGCUAUUCUUCUUGGGGCAAAGUGGUGA